Messenger RNA from Poeciliopsis prolifica (blackstripe livebearer), 1952 nucleotides. It is a transcript of the gene fbxl14b, whose product is annotated as F-box and leucine-rich repeat protein 14b. The transcript has a single exon. The record is from RefSeq and is a predicted model, not a curated record. The coding region runs from base 710 to 1912 and encodes 400 amino acids. Gene Ontology annotation, biological process: SCF-dependent proteasomal ubiquitin-dependent protein catabolic process. Gene Ontology annotation, molecular function: protein binding. Gene Ontology annotation, cellular component: SCF ubiquitin ligase complex. NCBI's taxonomy places the organism in Eukaryota, Metazoa, Chordata, Actinopteri, Cyprinodontiformes, Poeciliidae.
AGUGCCGGGUUUCCUGCCAAGUCGGUUUGAAAAGAGCAGACAAAGGCUUUGAGCUCAGGACGCCCCUCUCUGCCUCUCACUCACAAAGCCAACCUGAACUCCUGUCUUCUCCGCUCCCCACCACCCCCCACCCUGUCAUGGAGCUGCCCCGUAGCCAGCAGUGCUGAGACUGCCACUUCAGCGCUGACUUCCUCCUCCUGAAAUGUACGACCGUCUGGAUCCCCGCUCGGCCGCCGGAGGAAGGCUUUUUGUGGGUAUAAUACUAGGAAGCGUCGUCUGAGAGAAGAGGGAGAGGGGGGAAGGAUUGACGCUUUUUCCUCCUCUCCUCCUCCGCCUCCUUCUUCUUCUUCCUUUUGCCCCCUUUUUCCUGCUCCUUUUUUUUUUUGGCGGAUAGCGGGGUCCAAGCAGGAAUUAACGUUUUUCUUUGCUGUUUUUACUUUAAUAUCUAUUUGAAUCCUGCUGCGCAACCAGACCGGAUCACGUGGCACCAGAGAGUUGGAUCGAUUUUGCACAGUUCAGAGUGAGAGUAGGAGUAAAAUAAAACAAGAGCAGCACACAACUCCUGCUUUCAACUUUUUAAAAAACAACAACAAAAAACCAACUGGGACUGUUGUUACUUUUGCAUAAUAUCAAGUGCAGAAGGGGGAUCUUUUUUUCAGCCUUGGAGGUGUGGAGUAUUGAUUCUUAUAUGCCUGGGUUUUGAAAAACAAUGGAGACGCACAUUUCGUGCCUCUUCCCAGAAAUUUUGGCCAUGAUUUUCAGCUACCUGGACGUGAGGGACAAAGGCAGGGUGGCUCAAGUGUGCAUCGCUUGGAGGGAUGCAUCCUACCACAAGUCAGUGUGGAGGGGGGUGGAAGCCAAGCUUCACCUCCGACGGGCAAAUCCUUCCUUGUUCCCCAGCCUACAAGCCAGGGGGAUCCGGAGAGUCCAGAUCUUGUCCCUGCGCCGCAGCCUGAGCUAUGUCAUCCAGGGGAUGCCGAACAUAGAGUCCCUCAACCUGUCUGGCUGCUACAACCUAACCGAUAACGGACUGGGCCACGCGUUUGUCCAAGAGAUCCCUUCUCUAAGGGUUCUGAACCUAAGUCUCUGCAAGCAGAUCACAGACUCCAGUCUAGGUAGGAUCGCCCAGUACCUGAAGAACCUGGAGGUGCUGGAGCUCGGCGGCUGCAGCAACAUCACAAACACUGGGCUCCUGUUGAUAGCCUGGGGGCUCCACAGACUUAAGAGCCUCAAUCUGAGGUCCUGCAGGCAUGUCUCAGAUGUAGGGAUCGGACAUUUGGCGGGCAUGACCCGGAGUGCAGCAGAGGGCUGCUUGAACCUGGAGUACCUGACCCUCCAAGACUGUCAGAAGCUGACAGACCUGUCACUCAAGCAUAUCUCCAAGGGGCUUACCAAGCUGCGGGUGUUGAAUCUGAGCUUCUGUGGGGGGAUCUCAGAUGCGGGGAUGAUCCACCUGUCUCACAUGACCUCCCUGUGGAGCCUCAACCUGCGCUCCUGUGACAACAUCAGUGACACAGGAACUAUGCACCUUGCGAUGGGCACCCUUCGACUCUCCGGGCUGGACGUUUCCUUUUGCGACAAGAUCGGGGACCAGACCCUGGCGUACAUUGCUCAGGGACUGUACCAGCUCAAGUCCUUGUCCCUGUGCUCCUGCCACAUCUCAGAUGAUGGGAUAAACCGGAUGGUGAGGCAGAUGCACGAGCUGAGGACCCUGAACAUUGGACAGUGCGUGCGCAUCACAGACAAAGGGCUGGAGCUCAUAGCCGACCACCUGACCCAGUUGGUGGGCAUCGACCUAUAUGGAUGUACCAAGAUCACCAAGAGGGGAUUGGAGCGAAUCACGCAGCUCCCCUGCCUUAAAGUGUUGAACCUGGGACUCUGGCAGAUGACGGAGAGUGAGAAAGUGAGGUGAUUGGGAGUGUUUUUGUGUGUGUGUUUGUGUGUGUUUUUUU